This is a messenger RNA of Oppiella nova, 1990 nucleotides long. NCBI's taxonomy places the organism in Eukaryota, Metazoa, Arthropoda, Arachnida, Sarcoptiformes, Oppiidae. The record is from the annotation of a GenBank genome assembly.
CAUCGAAAUAUAAAUAACGAGACAUUAAAAGGACUGACGACUAGAGCGCAGACUCAGUGCGUGUCGUGAAAGCAGACCUCAAACAGGGCUAACAUUUGAUUCAUUUUAUACCCCAUUUAGCGAAGGACAACAAAAUGGCGUUCAGUUCACUCGCCGUGCGAUCACUGAAUCUGAGCCGAAGUACGGCCACAAAGGCGUCGCUUCUGAAACACCUAUCGAAAGCCUAUUCGCCGGUCGCCAUGAAUGCCAUCCGUUGCAUAUCGACGAGCGGUAAACUCCGGGCGUCCGGUGGGGCGGAGGUGUCGACCAUUCUGGAGGAGAGGAUUUUGGGCCAAACGGCGGCCGCCAAUCUCGAUGAGACCGGACGCGUGCUGUCCAUCGGUGACGGUAUCGCUCGAGUCUACGGCCUGAAGAACAUUCAGGCGGAAGAGAUGGUGGAGUUCUCGAGUGGUCUCAAGGGAAUGGCCCUCAACUUAGAGCCCGAUAACGUGGGUAUUGUGGUCUUCGGUAACGACAAACUCAUCAAAGAGGGCGAUAUCGUCAAGAGGACCGGUGCUAUUGUGGACGUUCCCAUCGGUAUUGAGCUGUUGGGCCGAGUGGUGGAUGCGUUGGGAAACGUGAUCGACGGGAAGGGACCGAUUCCCACCACAAAGAGGGCUCGAGUGGGUACGAAAGCGCCCGGAAUUAUACCCCGCGUUAGUGUGAGAGAGCCUAUGCUUACGGGUAUGAAAGCUGUGGACAGUUUGGUGCCCAUCGGUAGAGGACAGCGAGAGUUGAUUAUCGGUGACCGACAGACCGGCAAAACAGCCAUUGCUAUCGACACUAUCAUAAACCAGAAGCGAUUCAACGACGCGGCAGACGAGAAGAAGAAGUUGUAUUGCGUUUACGUCGCCAUCGGACAGAAGAGAUCUACUGUCGCACAGAUCGUCAAACGUCUGACAGAUGCGGACGCCAUGAAGUAUACGAUUGUGGUCUGCGCCACGGCUUCCGAUGCGGCGCCUCUUCAGUAUUUGGCCCCAUAUUCCGGGUGCGCAAUGGGAGAGUUCUUCAGAGACAGUGGCAAACACGCGCUCAUUAUUUAUGAUGAUUUGUCGAAACAAGCCGUCGCUUACCGUCAAAUGUCUCUUUUGUUGCGCCGACCGCCCGGUCGUGAGGCCUAUCCCGGAGACGUCUUCUACCUUCACUCGCGAUUACUCGAACGCGCGGCCAAAAUGAAUGAUAACUUCGGCGGCGGCUCUUUGACAGCACUGCCAGUCAUUGAGACUCAAGCCGGUGACGUCUCUGCGUAUAUUCCAACGAAUGUCAUCUCUAUUACUGACGGACAGAUCUUCUUAGAAACCGAGCUCUUCUACAAAGGCAUUCGUCCGGCCAUUAAUGUGGGUCUGUCUGUGAGUCGUGUGGGUUCUGCCGCUCAGACCAAAGCCAUGAAACAGGUGGCCGGUUCCAUGAAACUAGAGUUGGCUCAGUAUCGAGAAGUGGCCGCUUUCGCUCAGUUCGGUUCAGACUUAGACGCCUCUACACAACAACUGCUUAAUAGAGGCGUGCGUUUGACGGAACUCCUAAAACAAGGCCAAUACGUUCCGAUGCCCAUUGAAGAUCAGGUGGCAGUCAUAUACACCGGAGUUCGUGGAUAUCUGGAUAAAAUGGAUCCGUCGAAGAUUGGAAAGUUCGAGAAGGAGUUCUUAGCGCACGUCAAGACUUCACACAAAGACCUGUUGAGUACGAUCGCCACUGAAGGCCAGAUUAGUGACGCAACUGACGCUAAACUCAAGAAACUGGUGACAGAUUUCAUGACCAGUUUCCAGGCGGCCUAAUGGCCAAUGAGAUGAUUAUAAUUAUUGUAAUUUAAUUGAAAUCUAGUUCUAAAUUAUAGUUUUACUGCAAUUUAUCUCAUCAAUAAUUGCAAUAAUAAAUUCAACACUUGAUUCAAACAUGUUUUACAUUUGGUAGCGAUUAAUAAAUUUUAAUUUGUAAUCAAUUAAAGAAAAUA